Molecule: messenger RNA, 1203 nt
Organism: Prorocentrum cordatum
Lineage: Eukaryota; Dinophyceae; Prorocentrales; Prorocentraceae
Source: the annotation of a GenBank genome assembly
GCUCAGGUGUGUUUUGUUGUUCAGGAUUUGUAUCUUCGUGGGUUCACUGUCUGGUUGGCGAGACGAUGCCUGUGACGUCAGAGCAGGUGGAGGAGUGGGCUGAUGAGAUCUGGGAGGGCUUGGGCAAGGACCCGAGCUGGUCCAUCGCGGAGGUGAGGUGCAAGGAGGAAGGUUGCCCGCCAGUGGAAACCGUCAUCACGGACUUGAACACGAAGAAGCCAGUGCCGGGCAGAGGCGUGUACAAGAUUUUCAAGGCCAUCGCCGAGGUUACGCAGGAGGACGUGAAGCAGGUAUUAACGACUCAGGAAGCUGCUGGCGGUCACGGGCACGGCGGUGGCCAUGGCGGUGGUCACGCUGAUAGCGGCCACGCUGCGCACAGCGGCGACUGCUGCAAAGAGGGCCACGGGGGCCACGAGGGUCACAAAGGCCACGAUGGUCACGGCGGAGGCCACGGCGAUGGAGGCCACGCUGCGCACAGCGGCGACUGCUGUGAGGGCGGGCAUGGGGGCCACGAGGGUCAUGCGGAUGCCGGUCACGGUGGUCAUGGAGGCCACUCGUGAGCACCCUGCCAGGGGCAGUAUUGAUUAGGCGGUGAAUUGUGCAUCCUGCGAUGAUGAGCUCUUUUAUGCUGGUCAGCUUGCGCUGUCGCGCACAUCCGCCACCGCACUUGGUGAAGAGAGUUUCGUCAUCGUCGUCGUCGUCGUCGUCGUUGCGCGGUGUCGUCGAGUCGUCGUGGCCUCCCCUUGCUCCCCUGCCCCGGCCUCCCUGGCCUCCUUGGCAGCCCUGGCCUCUGGCCUCCCUGGCCUCCCCUGCAGCCUCCGUGCUCUUCCUCCCCUCUCCCCCCCCAGGGCGGCGGCUUUGCUGUGCCCUCUUGCGCAGCUGUGCUCGCGAGGUCGGCGCCCGUUUGCUUUCGGGGCGGUGGUCGUGGUGUUGGGCUGCGCGUUUCCCGCGUCGCGUUCUGGGCCGCAGAGGCGCUUUUUUCCAGGGUGGCGACGCACUGCCGAUGGUGGUGGCGGAUGUAUGCCCUUGGCCUUUCCUGCCAAUUACAGCCGUACCAGUGGCUCAUGCGUUGAGAAAAAGCGAGCAGUAGGUUUCGCACGGGCGGUCUGUUGCUGCUCUGCCAGAGGCAAGGCUGCAGGUCUUCGCUGUUUCACAGGAGGGGUGAAGCGAGCAGCCCGCCACCACGGGCGCACCGACCCGACC